Talaromyces proteolyticus is the source of this 1332-nucleotide messenger RNA. RefSeq names its product glycoside hydrolase. NCBI's taxonomy places the organism in Eukaryota, Fungi, Ascomycota, Eurotiomycetes, Eurotiales, Trichocomaceae. The record is from RefSeq and is a predicted model, not a curated record. Bases 1 to 1332 code for a protein of 443 amino acids. The transcript has 3 exons. Gene Ontology annotation, molecular function: glucan endo-1,3-alpha-glucosidase activity.
AUGAGAGCAACUUACCUGGCGCUUGGUUUGGCAUAUCUCUGCAACCAAACUGUUGCAAAAUCAGUCUUUGCCCACUACAUGGUCGGCACUAUAACCACAGACCACGCCAACACCGACAUCCAAAAUGCCAUCACAGCAGGCUUCGACGCCUUUGCUCUCAACGUGAUGAGCACGGACAGUUGGUCUACCGACGCGGUCAGCGCACUUUUCAAUGCCUCUGCCGGCACCAACUUCAAGCUAUUCUUCAGCUUCGAUAUGACCCACUUCUCUGACCCAUCAAGCUUCAUACCUAUUCUGAAGCAAUACGUCGGCCACGAUAACUACUAUACAUAUGAUAGCAAGCCUUUCGUCAGCACGUUCGACGGCGGAACCCUGACUUUUGGCGCAUCAGACCCCAAUUCGGGCUGGACGAAUUCGUUCAAGGAUGUGCUGAGCGGUGCCGGCAUUGAUGUCUUCUUUGUCCCCGAUUUCGACGAUGCAAGUAACUACCCCACAGACUUUUUCAGCACGUUUACCGUUGUUGACGGCGCUUUUUCGUGGGAAACUGCUUGGCCCACUGUGGGUGCCGGAGUAGUAAAUGUCAGUGACACGGUGGAUGCUAGUGUUCUUGGUGAUGCGCAUUCUGCUGGGAAAAUCUACAUGAUGCCACUGUCGACGUUCCAAUUCAAGCACAUUGACUCCGGGCAAAACUGGUACCGAAUCGGCGAGUCCAAUAUUGUUGACCGCAUGUCUCAAAUACUCUCCCUGCAACCAGACCUCGUUGAAGUCAUCACUUGGAAUGACGCAGGAGAAGGGCACUAUGUUGGCAGUUUCUGGGACGAGUCAAUCGCGGGCAGUAACAUAGGUGGCUAUGCCGACGGGUUUGAUCACACUGGCUGGCAAAAAAUCAUCACACCGUUCAUUACUGCAUACAAAUCUGGGGCCACCGAUCCAAGCAACAUCACGACAGCGGAUGGAAAUCCCGUGGGCGUAAUGUGGUACCGCACAUUGCUCACGACAUCAUCGUGUUCGAGCGACUCGCUGGGCAAGCCUAGCGGAUGGAACGAUGCGCAGGAUGCGAUCAACUAUGCCGUUGUUCUACCUAGCUCGGGCAGUUAUACGAUUAAUGUCUAUAGUAACAAUUCCGUUAUAGGCUCGUUUAAAGGCCAAGCAGGGUUGAAUGGGGGCACAGUUACAGGGCUUGUCGCUGCCAGCGCGGAUAGUCAGCGCGUGGAAGUUGUUGAUGAUGCGAAUGGUUCUAAGGUGGUAAUUUCUGCGGCUGGUACGAAAGAUGUGCUGGCUGAUACUUCGGGGCUUUGUAACUAUAACUAUGUGGUUGUUGGUAUGUCCUGA